GUCAACAGCUCUCAUCGAGAUCAAGCUAUUGCAUAAAAGGAUUCAUGCAAAGAAAAGCUUGUAUACAUGAAUGCUUGUUUGAUCAAAUAAAUUGCAGUAAAUUAUGGAUCUGUAAGGGUGGUGCUUGCUUUAAUUGCUUUCCAUUUCUUUAAGUGAAAGAGUAUAAUAUCCAGGCCAGGAUGAGCAAGGAAGAGAAGUCAUCCAAGAAGAGUGAGAGUAAAAUGAACAAGAAAAGAAAUCAUGGCAAGGCACAUUGCAAUCAUUUUGAGAAUGGCACAUCUGAACAAAUAAGUAGCAGAAAGUUUAAACAUAAGAAGCCAGGAAAACAUCUUAGGGUGGCUAGUGAUGACUUCUCUAUCAAGUUGCAUGAAAGAACGAGAUCACAAAUACCCUCAGCGGUCAACAGUCCUUCCAAGGGGCAUGCAACUCCACUCAGGAAAAGGGUUGAUCCAGAAACGGCGAAGUAUUUCUUAGAAAUUUCGAAUUUGUUUGAGAGCAAUGGGCUUGACUUGGAUGUACGCCCUACUGUAUGUGGCAAUGCCUUGGAAGAAACUAGGGGGAAAGAAGUUCAACUUGCUUCCGACAUGAUUAUAAGUCGAACCUUGCAAUGUCUUCUUGAAGGAUGUGAUUUGGAGAAGCUCUGUUCUUUUCUUAGAAGCAGUGCAGAGGACUUCCCUACUAUGGCUGUUGAUAAAUUUGGAUCUCAUGUUGCUGAAACUGCGCUGAAGUCUCUGGCCAUGCAUCUUCAAGAGGACCAAUCUUAUUCUAUGGUUGAAGAGACAUUGCAUAAGAUAUGCCAGGUAGUUGGUGCUGAUGCUGUCAAUAUAAUAUGCAAUAUUUAUGGAUCUCAUGUUCUUCGGAGUCUUCUUUGCUUGUGUAUGGGAGUCCCAUUAGGUGCUCUAGAAGAAUUUCAUGUCACAAAGCGAUCAUCUGUCCUUGCAGAGCGGCUUAAUUCUAAGCCAGGUCAACCUGGAGGCAGCGUUGUAAGGAAUCCUCAAAAUAGUUUUCCGGACACAUUUAAAUUUCUUGUCCAGGAAAUUCUGAAUAAUGCCAAAGAUGAGAUUUCAACUCUGAGAGCUGAAAAAUAUAGCAGUUUGGUCUUACAGAGUCUGCUGAAGCUAUUAGUGGUAGAUGAUCAGGUUCUUGUGCAUACGAUCAUGAUCCUUCUUGGCUGCCAAGAGGAGAAUUUUGUAGAGAACAAGUUCACUGAUGCUACAAAGCAAAAACUUAAAGGAGAGGUUCUAGGUAUGCUAGAAGAUACUGCUUCUAGUCAUCUAAUAGAGGUUAUUGUGGAGGUGGCACCAGAGGCUUUGUACAAUGAGUUGCUUGAUGUGAUUUUCAAAGGGUCUCUGCUGGAAAUAUCAUCUCACCAAUUUGGAAACUUCGUCGCGCAAGCUGUGAUUUCUUCGGCAAGAACCAAAGAACAAGCCAACCUAAUAUGGGAGGAACUAGGGCCAUAUUUAUGCCAACUGCUUGAGGCAGGGAAACCCGGUGUUGUUGCUUCCAUUCUAGCUACUUGCCAACGUCUACAAACCCAUGUUAAUGAGUUUUGCCAGGAACUUUCAGUGGCAGUUUGUCCAGAAGCUGAGUCACCCACCUGUAUUGUCCCACAUUUACUACACCUUGACAGCUACUUCAGAUAUAAGUCUCACUGGAAGUGGCCCUUGGGAGAUAAGAUGCAUGUAUUGGGCUGUUUAAUGCUGCAAAGCUUAUUUAAAAUUUCAAAUUCCGCAGUAAGGCUUUAUUUUGAGAGUUUAAGCUGUAUGGAAGCUGAUCACGUAUUGGAAACUGCAAAAGAUGUUAGAGGUGGCCGUGUUCUCGAGGCAUUUCUUUGUUCAGAAGCUCCCGUAAAGCAAAAACUCAAAGUUAUUGCUAAAUUGCAGGGUUUUUUUGGAGAGGUUUCAUUGCAUUCUUCUGGUUCAUUUACUGUUGAAAAGUGUUUUACUGCAAGCAAUAUCUCCAUGAGAGAGGCAAUAGCAGCAGAGCUUCUGAAUGUGCAGCCUGAGCUAUCCAUGACAAAGCAUGGUCCGUACUUGUUAAGGAAGCUAGAUAUUGAAGGGUUUGGUAGAAAUCCCGAACAGUGGAAAUCAAGCCAGGAGUCAAAAGAAACUACCUAUAGGGACUUCCUAGCUGCAUUUGGAGACAAAGACCAAGCUACGAUAGCGCCAGAAUUUUUGCCGAAGGAUUCCCAAAAGAAGCGUAGAAGGCAGGAAAAUAUAACUGGACAUAAUAAUUCAAGAAUAGAAAAUUAUUCAAGCCCAAUAACUCUUCGGUUUGGUAAGGAGGGACUUUCUUACGGUGGCAAGCAUGGCAACAAUAGAAAAAGCUCUUCGGGUUCCCAUGCUGUGAAGUUUCUAUCUGGAAGGAGUUUUGCAAGGAAUAGCAUUAAGCCAGCUAUGCAAUCCAACAAGACAAAAUCAUCAACUUCUGAGCUUGCCGAUCUGGCUCUUAAAUCCAAGCUUAGUUCAAGUGAUGUUCAGAAGCUCUUUGAUCCAAAAACUUUGGGGGACAAAAAACAGCAUGCGAUACCUUUCCUGAGGAAGCCUAAUAAGAGGUAAUGCUUCGUCAUUUUUGGUUAUGUUUCAAGUUAUUUAGCCAUUGCAACAGAAGCAGCAGUGAUGCAUCCUUAAUGUUUUUCUGCUGUAUUUGCCUUAUUUGAACUUUGUAUUCAUCUUGUUAAUGUUAAUUGAUCUCAUUAAUUCUUCAAUAGCAAGUGGUUGAGAUGAAACUUA
This is a messenger RNA of Dendrobium catenatum, 2732 nucleotides long. RefSeq names its product pumilio homolog 23. NCBI's taxonomy places the organism in Eukaryota, Viridiplantae, Streptophyta, Magnoliopsida, Asparagales, Orchidaceae. Gene Ontology annotation, biological process: endonucleolytic cleavage to generate mature 5'-end of SSU-rRNA from (SSU-rRNA, 5.8S rRNA, LSU-rRNA); endonucleolytic cleavage in 5'-ETS of tricistronic rRNA transcript (SSU-rRNA, 5.8S rRNA, LSU-rRNA); ribosomal small subunit export from nucleus. Gene Ontology annotation, cellular component: nucleolus; preribosome, small subunit precursor; 90S preribosome. Bases 180 to 2558 code for a protein of 792 amino acids. The record is from RefSeq and is a predicted model, not a curated record. Gene Ontology annotation, molecular function: RNA binding. The transcript has 10 exons.